AUGGUCCUGAAGUUUCUUAGACAGUGGCCAUCACUGGAUGCGAUCAGAAUGUUUAUUAAGAACAAAUGGGGUUUGUCUGGCUUGGCUAUUGUUUCGUCUAUGAGAAAGCCGCGGAAUGUGUUUGUCCGAUUGACGUCGGAGGAGGAUUUCAAUAAGGCUUUCUCGAGGGAAGUUUGUGACGUUGACGGCGUGGCUUAUCGUCCUUUCCAUUGGUCCCCAGAUUUUUCUGAAGAAGAAGAGCCUUCAGUGGUUCCUGUUUGGAUUUUCCUUCCAGGUUUGGCUCCAAAUUUUUAUCACCCAUCAAUCCUGAAAUGUCUCACGGCACCAAUAGGGAAGUUUAUACGGUGUGAUAACUCUACGCGGUGUGCAACCAGAACUGACGGGGCGAGAGUGUGUGUAGAGCUAGAUGCUGCGAAAUCGCCGAUCUCUUCAUUCUGGAUUGGGGCUCCUUCAUGCUCUGCGAGUCGUAGACUGGAGGUGAUUUAUGAAACUUUACCGGCUUUUUGCACUGAGUGUAAAUUACAGGGGCAUAAUUUAAAGACGUGUAAAAGAGGGAAGACAGGGAAGGAAAAGGAGAAGAAAAAUGUUCGUCUGGAAUAUAGAGAAAAGCCGAAACAAUUGGAAUCCUCGGUUCCAAAUGGUGCAAAUACAGAGUCACAGGAAGCGGUGGCUUUAUGUAAGGAAGGAAAGAAUUCGAGUGAUUUGGUGCUGGUUAGUGAUGUUCACCCUAUUCUGCGGGAAGAGGAGGAAGGAGUUAUUUUCUAG
Molecule: messenger RNA, 765 nt
Organism: Juglans microcarpa x Juglans regia
Lineage: Eukaryota; Viridiplantae; Streptophyta; Magnoliopsida; Fagales; Juglandaceae
Exons: 1
Coding region: 1-765 (254 amino acids)
Source: RefSeq, a predicted model, not a curated record